Aspergillus affinis is the source of this 1575-nucleotide messenger RNA. RefSeq names its product chlorohydrolase family protein. Gene Ontology annotation, biological process: guanine metabolic process. The transcript has 2 exons. NCBI's taxonomy places the organism in Eukaryota, Fungi, Ascomycota, Eurotiomycetes, Eurotiales, Aspergillaceae. The record is from RefSeq and is a predicted model, not a curated record. Gene Ontology annotation, cellular component: cytosol. The coding region runs from base 1 to 1575 and encodes 524 amino acids. Gene Ontology annotation, molecular function: guanine deaminase activity; zinc ion binding.
AUGACAUCACCGCCCUGUACCCUCUACUUCGGGACGUUUGUUCACCUCCCGAAGGAGAAAACGGGGCUUAACCACGAGCUUGUAAUCCAGCAUGGCGCGCUCUGGGUGUCCAAUGCCGACGGUCGCAUUCAGGGCUUCGAUUGGAGUGUUCACGGCCAUGAGGACCUGCUGGCCCUGGUGACGAGCAAGGGGUGGGUUGUGGAAGGUUCGAGUGCGUCUGGGUUCUCCAAAAGACCCAGAGUCCGUAUUGUCAAGGCAGAGGAGAAACGGAAUGAGUUCUUCUUUCCGGGGUUUAUCGACACCCACAUCCACGCCCCCCAAUAUCCCAACUCCGGCCUCUUCGGCACCCUCACCCUCCUCGAAUGGCUCCAAACCUACACCUUCCCGAUGGAGAAAUCUUUCCAGGACACGCACCGCGCCCGCACCGUCUACAACCGCGUCAUCGCCCGCACCCUCGCCAACGGCACCACCUGCGCCUCGUACUUCGCGACCAUCCACGUCCCCGCCACGAACCUCCUUGCCGACCUCUGCAAGCGCGCCGGCCAACGCGCCCUCAUUGGCCGCGUCUGCAUGGACCGCACCGACCAGACCCCGACGGACUAUCGAGACGAGAGCCCCGCGGCGUCGGUAUCUCUGACGCGCGACGUCAUCCAACACAUCCACACCAUCGACCCGCAUGGCGAGUUCGUGAAACCGGUCCUCACGCUGCGGUUCGCGCUCGCCUGUUCGGAAGACACGAUGGACGGGGUCGCGGCGUUGGCGAAGGAAUUUGACCCCCCACUGCACAUCCAGACGCAUAUCUCGGAGAACAAGAACGAGGUGGCUGCCGUGGAGUCGAUCUACGGGAUGAGUUAUGCGGAUGUGUACGCGACGCAUGGGCUCUUGACACCGCGCACUAUCCUUGCGCAUGCAGUCCACUUGUCUAAGGCGGAGAAGGCGACAAUCCGUGCCCGCGGCGCUAAAAUCUCGCAUUGUCCCGCGUCGAACUCGGCGCUGGGGUCUGGAAUUUGUCCGGUGCGUGGGCUCCUGGAUGCGGGCAUCCAGGUGGGUUUGGGAACCGAUGUGAGCGGGGGGUAUGAUGCGAGUGUGUUGGAGAAUGUGCGUCAGGCGUGUCUGGUCUCGCGACUGUAUCGGCAUACGGAUGCGAGCAUCACGGAUGACGAGGCACAGCGGAUAGCUCUGAGUGUCGGGGACGCGCUGUAUCUGGCGACGAGGGGCGGUGCGGAACUCGUCGAUCUGGCGGACGAGGUGGGUGGGUUUGAUCUGGGGAUGAGCUGGGAUGCGCAGUUGAUUUCGCUGGGUGGGGAUGUCUCCGGGCUGGAGACGGUAGGGGGAGAUGAGAAUCGGGUGGAUGUUUUUGGAACGGAGAGUUGGGGAGAGAAGGUCGAGAAGUGGGUGUGGAAUGGCGAUGAUCGGAAUGUGCGUGCCGUCUGGGUGCGUGGGAAACUGGUCCAUCGACGGACUGGUGGUCUGCAGAAGGGUUAUUUCCGCACGAGAGGCUCUUCCUGGAGCUGGCUUUGGGGAGUCGGUGCGGUGACUAUUGGGACUUUCAUUGCAUUGCGGAGAUUCAGGUGA